Messenger RNA from Oncorhynchus nerka (sockeye salmon), 1646 nucleotides. Its product is annotated as ran-binding protein 3-like. Gene Ontology annotation, molecular function: GTPase activator activity. The record is from RefSeq and is a predicted model, not a curated record. Gene Ontology annotation, cellular component: cytoplasm; nuclear pore. NCBI's taxonomy places the organism in Eukaryota, Metazoa, Chordata, Actinopteri, Salmoniformes, Salmonidae. Gene Ontology annotation, biological process: protein export from nucleus. Bases 30 to 1556 code for a protein of 508 amino acids. The transcript is spliced from 17 exons.
AGUAUUGUGGGUGUCAGUGAGGAAGUAAAAUGGCGGACCUGGCAAACGAAGAGAAGCCUGCCAUAGCCCCACCUGUGUUUGUGUUCCAGGAAGAUAAAGCACAGAAGAGAUCAGCAGAAGGGUCCAGUGCUGAGGAUGGAGAAGACUCUGAUAAAGAUGAGAGUAGUUACUGUCCCCCGGCCAAGAGAGAAAGAACAUCAUCACUAACACAGUUCCCACCCGCACAUUCAGUUUCUAAGAACAAUGUGUUCAUGCCAUCCAGUUUCUGUCAGUCCCCGUCAGGAAAUAAUUCAGAUUCAGAACCUGAGGAGAAGACUGUUGGGUUUCGCUUGAAGCCUCCCACCCUGAUCCAUGGACAGGCUCCUCGUACAGGUGUCCCGAGCCAGAAGCCCAAGGAGCAGCAGCGCAGCGUACUACGACCCGCAGUACUGCAGGCCCCUCCACCUAGCAAAUCACUAACCCUGACCGGUUUGAACAGUGGUACGAAUGGAGUGAACAGAUCGUCCGAGGGUCUGCCAGUCACCCAGAACAACACAGAGAACUGUGAUGGCUCCACAGACAAUAUGGCCAAGUCACAGGAGAAGAAAAGCGAGAGCGGUGAGAGCAGGAAUGGAGAGAGAACAGAUCCUCCUGUGGAAUCCACAUUUGUAUUUGGUCAGAAUGUCAGAGACAGAGCCAAGGUUGAGGGAAGCAGUGAAAAGAAAGUCUCUCUGUCAGCAGAAUCAGGGGAAACCAAUUAUUUCCUACAGUACAGAAGCACUCCUGGCUUACAGAAGGCUGAGAACAACACUGACGACGGGGCUAAGUUUGUGUUUGGACAGAACAUGUCGGAUCGUGUCCUGAGUCCGCUGAAAUGUGAGCAGGCAGCAGAGAGCAGCAGAGAUCCCCCUGCCACCCCGCCAUGUGAGCCACCCUCACUGGUCAGCAGCCCAGACAAAGAUACCAAUGUGACAGAGUCUUUGGAGGAGUCGGCAGCGGCCUACACCAAAGCCACAGCCAAGAAGUGCUUGUUAGAGAAGGUAGAGGUCAGAACUGGAGAGGAGUCGGAGAGUAAUGUACUACAGGUCCAAUGCAAGUUGUUUGUGUUUGACAAAGCAUCCCAGUCUUGGGUGGAGAGAGGCAGAGGACUACUGAGGCUUAAUGAUAUGGCCUCCACAGAGGAGGGAUCGUUACAGUCCAGGCUAGUGAUGAGGACCCAGGGCAGUUUGCGUCUGAUCCUCAACACCAAGCUGUGGCCCCAAAUGCAGACGGACAAGGCCAGCGAGAAGAGCGUCCGCAUCACAGCCAUGGACACUGAGGACCAGGGGGUCAAGGUCUUCCUCAUAUCGGCAAGCUCUAAGGACACGGGUCAGCUGUACGCAGCGCUGCAUCACCGUAUCCUGGCACUUCGGAGCCGCUCAGAACAGGAGCCAGAGCCCCGGGUCCCCAUUCCAGACGGCCACAUCCCUCACCCCCAGUCUAACGAGGAGGAUAGUGAUGAGGACGAAUCGCUCACACCCACUGCCAACAUCGCAGAGGGUCCAGAGGUCCAGGCCAGCGGGAGUGGGUCCUCAUAGCGCCUGCCCCCCUCCACACGCUGCAGUCAGGACCCCUACAGGCACCUCAGUCCAGCAUUUCCCCAAUGGUCAGAGGUCACAGUGGAAUAC